AUGGCGUCGGCGAAGCCGGAGGAGGUCACCGUCUCCGACAACGUGCUGGCCAAGCUGGAGCGGGAGUUCAAUGAGGCGAUGCAGGCGUUAGAGGACCACGAAAAGUUUAGCAGCUUUCGUGACGAGUACGAAAAGCUGCACCGGGCUUUGAUCAACAGCCAUGAGUCGGAGAAGCGGCUGGUGCGGCGGUGCCAGCAGCUGACGCAGGAGCUGAUGAGUAACGCGGCAAAGAUGCAGGCCGCCGUGAAGCUCUCGCAGGGCGACCACAGCACUAUUGAGGCGCUCAAGAAGGAGAUCGAGAAGGCCUGGCGUAUGGUGGACACCGCCAACGAGAAGGACGCCCGCGCGAAGGAGACAAUCAAGAAACUCAAGGAGGAGGUGUCCUCGCUGCAGGAGAUUGUGGAGAACGGCACCGAACUCACCUCCACUCAGACAGCCACGCUAGAGGAGCUGAAGCUGGAGAAGAAGCGCAUGCAGUCGGAGUACGACGAGCUCGUCAAGCAGAUGGAGACGCUGACGCGGGAGACGCUUGAAAUUGGCCAGAGGAUGAAGGAGGCCGAUGCAGAGAUGCGGAACAACCAGGAAGAGCUGCGGCGUGUCUCGGACCGGGAGAAGACGGUGCGGCAGGAGUAUGAAAAGGAGGUGAAGGCGCGGGAACGGGCCGAAGUGCAGGUGCGUGAGCAGAUCAUCCUCGUGCAACAGCGUGAAAAGGAGCUGAAGACGCAUGAACAGCUGUACAACAAGCUCAACGCCGCCGUCAAUCUCCUGCGGGUGCAGCACCAGGAGGAUCAGAACAAGCGGCAGGCACUCGCUCAAAAGGUUGAGACGGCGGAGAAGCAGCUGUUUCACACGCAGCAAUCGUACGAUGACGCCGUGGACACCACCGAGGCCCUCAAUGAACGCCACCGGGCGGUUCGCAAGGAGAUCACGGAGGCAGAAAAGAAGGCUGUAGAGAUACGCGCAGAGGAGCAGCGAAUCCAUCGGGUGCGGGACAACGACUUUAAGGAGCUCUGCCGCCUUGUGCAGCAGAACGAAGACAUACGUCGGGACCAGGGAAAUCUUGAACGGCAGCUGACGACCCUUCAGAAACGUAUCGAGACGGUGCGGAGGGAAAAGGAGGACAUGCACCGUGCCUUUGAAAUUAUGCAGCGGGAAAAGGAUACGUUGAAGAAGUAUGCCGAGAAGGAGCGGGAGAAGAUGCAGGCCAUUGAGAAACUUAUCGCGAACGAGGUGGAAAGCCAGGCUGAGAUUGAGGACGCCAUUGCCCGUGAGCGUGAGAUCAGUGCGCGUCUGCGGCAAACGGUGGCGCGACUGGAGAGUGAAAGGGAGAAGUACGUGCAUGAGGUCUCGCAGGUCUCACUGCACCAUACGCAGGCGCAGGAGGAACUGAAGAUUGCAAGCAUCACCUGUGAGGAAACCCAAAAGGCGAUCGACGAGAGUGAGCAUAAGCUUAAAAGGCAGCAGAGUCGGUAUGAGCAGGUGCGCUCGGAGCGGAAUAUGUACUCAAAGAAGCUCAUUGAGUCCCAGGACGAGGUGGUGGAGUUGAAGCAAAAGUUUCGCAUGAUGGACCACCAGAUUCUUCAGCUGAAGGAGGAGCUUGCGAUGAAGGAGAAGAAGUUUCAGGAGGAGUCCGGCUCACAGAAGGUGUCAAAGGACAAGCUGACCAAGGUUCGCAAACUAGUCAACGAGCGCACCGCCGCACUGGAUGACGCCAACCAGCAGUGCGAGCACGUGGGGCAGCAGAUAAAGCAACUCGUGAAGGUCAUCAACCAGUGCGACAAGGAGCUCAGCGCGCAGCAGAAGCGGUUCCUGGCCGUGAGUGGGGAACGCGACCUCUUGGGCACGCAGCUCAUACGCCGCAACGACGAGCUGGCCCUCCUUUACGAGAAGGUGCGCACGCAACAGGAGAUGUUGACCCGCGGGGAGGCCGCCUACCGGGCGCGGAUAGAAGACAUGCGGCUGUUGCGUUUAAAAAUAGAGGACCUGAAGCGGCAGUCCCUGAUCGCGCACAACCGCGCCCUCCACACGGAGAAGCUGAAGGAGGACAUCAAACAACUAAACUACGAUCUGCGGGCGCAGCAGGCGAAGGUGCAGGCCCUCACAGAGGAGGCGGAGAACCCGAAGAACGCGCUCCGUUGGGAAAACGUCUCUGGACGCGACCCCACACCGGAGGAGCUGGAAGAGAAAAUCACACGACUGCAGCGUCGUCUCAUCACCAAGUCGGAGGAAUGCGUCGAGAAGGACAUGGAACUUCAGGAGAAGCAGCGGCUAGUGACGGAGCUGCAAAACAUUCUCGCCCGUCAACCGGGAAUGGAGGUGGCACGACAGUUAAACCUGAUGCAGAAGGAGCUGGGCCACAAGAAUUCGGUGAUGAAGCAAAAGGCGUCAGAGCUCAACAUGACAUCUACGCACAUUUCGGAACUAAAGUACGAGGCGGAGCGUCUACGACGCGAACUCCAUGAAACAAAGCGAAAGUACUACGAAACACAGAUGAGCAACGACAAACUCUUAGAUAAUCUCACCCAGGCCAAGCAAUCGGUGGCCUUCCCUCGAUUUUGA
Trypanosoma conorhini is the source of this 2559-nucleotide messenger RNA. RefSeq names its product flagellar associated protein. The transcript has a single exon. The record is from RefSeq and is a predicted model, not a curated record. NCBI's taxonomy places the organism in Eukaryota, Euglenozoa, Kinetoplastea, Trypanosomatida, Trypanosomatidae. Gene Ontology annotation, cellular component: cytoskeleton. Bases 1 to 2559 code for a protein of 852 amino acids.